Messenger RNA from Pyricularia oryzae 70-15, 789 nucleotides. Its product is annotated as 40S ribosomal protein S4-A. NCBI's taxonomy places the organism in Eukaryota, Fungi, Ascomycota, Sordariomycetes, Magnaporthales, Pyriculariaceae. Gene Ontology annotation, cellular component: cytosolic small ribosomal subunit; ribosome. The transcript is spliced from 3 exons. The record is from RefSeq and is a predicted model, not a curated record. Gene Ontology annotation, biological process: translation. Gene Ontology annotation, molecular function: structural constituent of ribosome; RNA binding. The coding region runs from base 1 to 789 and encodes 262 amino acids.
AUGGGCAGAGGACCUAAGAAGCACCAGAAGCGCCUUGCCGCGCCUUCGCACUGGCUGUUGGACAAGCUCAGCGGCACCUACGCCCCCAAGCCCUCGCCCGGUCCUCACAAGCAGCGCGAGUGCCUGCCGCUCAUCGUCUUCAUCCGCAACCGCCUCAAGUACGCCCUCAAUGGCCGCGAGACCAAGGCCAUCCUGAUGCAGCGCCUGGUCAAGGUUGACGGCAAGGUCCGCACCGACUCGACUUACCCCGCCGGCUUCAUGGACGUUGUUUCGAUCGAGAAGACUGGCGAGAACUUCCGUCUCGUCUACGACACCAAGGGACGCUUCACCGUCCACCGCAUCCAGGCCGAGGAGGCCGAGUACAAGCUCGGCAAGGUCAAGCGUGUUCAGCUCGGCCGCGGCGGGAUCCCAUUCUUGGUUACGCAUGAUGCCAGAACCAUCCGCUACCCCGACCCUCUGAUCAAGGUCAACGACACUGUCAAGAUCAACCUUGACACUGGCAAGAUCACCGACUUCAUCAAGUUCGACACUGGCGCCCUCGCCAUGGUUACCGCUGGUAACAACAUGGGUCGUGUUGGUGUUAUCACCCACCGUGAGCGCCACGAUGGUGGCUUCAACAUUGUGCACUUGAAGGAUGCCAUUGACAACACUUUCACCACUCGUGAGAGCAACGUUUUCGUCAUCGGCACUGAGAAGCCCUGGAUCUCCCUGCCCAAGGGCAAGGGUGUCAAGCUCACCAUCGCUGAGGAGCGUGACCGCAGGCGUGCCCAGACCAUCGCCGGCCACUAA